AUGCCGCCUCGAAAGUCAGACGCUACCAAGGCUGCCGCGGCGGCAGCAGUAUCAGACCCAGCAAGUACCGAUGACGACAAACCGAAGGGUCGAGGUAGAACCAACGUUGAUGACAACACACUACCCAAAACUAUCGUGACGAGGCUGGCGAAGGGUAAUGUGCCUUCAAAUACACAGAUCCAGAAAGAUGCUGUUACCGCGCUAUCGAGGAGUGCUACGGUCUUUAUCAAUUACCUUGCCAGCAUGGCAAAUGAUAUUACAAAGAUGAAAGAUAGGAAAACCAUCAUGCCAGAUCAUGUAAUUGAGGCUAUAGACCAGAUUGAGUUCCCUGGGCUGAGGGAAAGGCUAGAGGGUGAACUCAGACUUCGAGGGAUUGAAACAGAAUUCAACAAGAUUCAAGAAAAUAAAAGGAAAAAAGCGAAGGAAAAGAAGCAGGGCGAUACAACAGCGGAUCCAAUGUCUGAGGAUGAAUCUGCGAGGCCGUUGAAAAGACAACGGAAGUCGGUAGCAAAUCAAAAAGAAGACGAGGACGAUGGUGCUGUGACGGAAGGCAAUAUUCUCGAGGAUGGCAGUCAGGACGAGGAAGAGGAGGAAGAAGAGGGUGGGGAUGAAGAGGAAGCUGAGGAAGAGGGUGAGGAAUCCGGCGAAGGGGGAGAAAGUGGUGACGAAGAACCACAGGACGGAAUGGAAGAUAUAAUUGAGGAUAUAGAUUUAGACGAAAUUGGGCAAGAAGAUGAUGAGGCUUUGGAUUACGGGAGCGAUAGUGAUUGA
Molecule: messenger RNA, 771 nt
Organism: Orbilia oligospora ATCC 24927
Lineage: Eukaryota; Fungi; Ascomycota; Orbiliomycetes; Orbiliales; Orbiliaceae
Exons: 4
Coding region: 1-771 (256 amino acids)
Biological process (GO): leading strand elongation; DNA damage response; heterochromatin formation
Cellular component (GO): epsilon DNA polymerase complex; CHRAC
Molecular function (GO): chromatin DNA binding; protein heterodimerization activity
Source: RefSeq, a predicted model, not a curated record